Molecule: messenger RNA, 3836 nt
Organism: Hylaeus anthracinus
Lineage: Eukaryota; Metazoa; Arthropoda; Insecta; Hymenoptera; Colletidae
Product: Na(+)/H(+) exchange regulatory cofactor NHE-RF1
Exons: 2
Coding region: 365-1132 (255 amino acids)
Biological process (GO): protein localization to plasma membrane
Cellular component (GO): apical plasma membrane
Molecular function (GO): protein-membrane adaptor activity; protein binding
Source: RefSeq, a predicted model, not a curated record
AUCCACGACGAUUCACGGCGGUGCGUACACCGCCAGUCGAAUAAUCGCCUCGUGGCAGGUGAGGACGAAAAUCGGCGAGGCCGUGCCAGUCGUCUAGUCAGCCAGCGAGCCCGUCGCAUGAGGCACGGACGGACCGUAAGGCCGCGCCUCGAUCGUCGAUCCUCCGCUGAAAAUCUCCUCGUUACCGAUCGUAGUGCGCGACACAGCGUGCGUGUGCGAGCUUUCUCGUAGCCAUCCGCGUGUAGCACGGCGCGUGUUAUUAUCUUUUACUUCGUUUUCGUUCGGGUAGUCGUCCUAUCUCUGCUUCUGCUCGCGGUCAGUUUCCGUUUCGUUCAGCGCGCUACGUUACAAGGGUCGGUGAGACAUGUCUUCCCUGAAGGGUGAUAAGGUGCCGUCCGCGCGGCUUUGCCAUAUCGUCAAAUGGGACGAUUUCGACGGUUACGGAUUCAAUUUGCACGCGGAGAAAGGAAAGAACGGCCAGUAUAUCGGCAAAGUGGACGACGGUUCGCCGAGUCAGGCGGCUGGUCUGCGACAAGGCGACCGAAUCGUGGAGGUUAACGAGAUCAACAUCGCGAACGAGACGCACAAGCAGGUGGUCGAACGCAUAAAGGCCUUCGCCAAUGAGACGAAACUCCUGGUUGUCGACCAGGAGGCCGACGAAUAUUUCAAGGCCAACAACAUCAUUAUCAAGGGUACCAUGGCGAACAUCAAGGUAAUCAAGACCCCGGAGAAGAAUCCCAACAGUGUCGACCAAGAUGAGGAGCUCAACGAUAGCAACGCAUCCAUCGACGAGAACAUGCAGAAAUCGAACGAUGCAUCGCAGAACAGCGAGAGCAGCACGGUAUCGGCAGGUGCGACGAGGACGUCGACGAGGAGCGAGAACGAGAGCGAAUGCGAGGAGUCGGGUCGAGAGAAUGGGAACGGUAUUAGGAACGAAACGACGACGGCGUCCAUGGGUCACGUGCAUGGCACCGGGAACGGUAGCGUCGGUGGCAACGAGCCACGGCAGGGCUUAAACCUGAAGAUGAGCGCCAAGGAGCUCAGGGCUCAGCUCGCAGCGCGCAAGAAAUACGAUCCGAAGAAGGAGUCGAUCGGUUUCAAGGACAAGUUCGACAUCGUGCAAAAGUUAUAACCGACGUUGUCCACCUUCGUUUUCGACGAUCCUAUCGGCUAUACUCUGAUCGCGGUGCUCCGUCUUGUCCCUCGAUACCGGUAACCGAUAUCGUUCUCCACGAUCUUCCACGAUGUCUUGAGUGGCAAAUCGAUUCACCAUUCUUUUUGUUGCCGUUUCUUUUUUGUCCUUGUCGAGCCGUACCGAUACUUCACUGUGGUGUUUCGAGGAACUUCCUAUUCUCCGGAAGUACCACUCGGUCGCUCCGAAAUCGGUUUCUGUACAGAAACCGCGAACGAUAGACGAAUACGAUCAUCGCGGACUGCCAACGAAAACGUGACUCUUUUAACACGUUUGCGACGGAUCGAACGAUGAAAAUUCUUCCUUGAAUUAGACUACAACCUUGACUUCGGUAUCGGGAAGGUGUAACCGCGUGUUUGCCGAUGUUUAGAUCGGGAGCGAGAUUGACUCGCGACUUCUAACGCGAAAAACUUGGGAAUAGCAUUUAGAGUUCCUACCUCCGCUCAAAAAUCGUUGCAGAGACGCGUCGUUUCGUUGCUAGACAAUUUCACUCUUGCGAAACUCGACAAUUGGCGAUUGUGUGUACACCCUUCCGACACCAAGUAAACCGAGUUGUCCCGCUACCAACAAGAACGGAGUUUGCGCGGUCCAAGGACGAUCACGGCGACGCGGGAGAAAGUGUAACGUUGCCACCGCGCGCCGCGUUGUCGCGUCGUUGUUAAUUUCUGUUAUCCGUUAUCAAAUUCAGGACACGCGUCGUUCCCCUAUGUAUCGUACGACGCGCGCACCGCGUCGUGUAACAAACAGUUUCGUCCGUUCGCGUUGGAUCGCGAUCCAACGAAAUCGUUAACGCGCGAGCGAGCGAGAGGAUCCUCGAGGAUGGCCCGGUACACCUGCGUCGACUUAUCGAGAUUCGAAUCCGUUACGUAAUUUAAGGAAUGUAACAUCACCGGGCGGGAACGCGACACAAUAGUGGGAAGAAUCGCGCGAGUUUCCACGUUCGUCUCCGGAGUCGCAGGACUCACAGAAAACAUUAGAGACUGUCUCGUACCCGAUGUUGCUAAAUAUUACGACAACCCGUUGUGCAAUGUUCAAUUAUCGUCGUCGUGAUCCUUUUGCGUUGUGCCUCGUACCGCGUGCUAAUACCUCGAGACUAUUUGUUUUGCCGUUUUCGUUCGAUACAUAUACGACUAUGCCAGCGUUGGGCGAAACGUAAUGAUUAAUGGUACGAUUCGCCAUAGUAAUCGUGAUCAAUGAUUAACAAAACGUUAAUCGUUGCCCAUUUCUGGUAUUAGUAUGCAUGUCGUUUCAGGAUAAUUACUUCGUAAAUUAAAUAUGGCGCGUCGUAACGAGCGGAAGUCAAACGAAAAGUGUUGCUACGUUAUCAUUGUUGUAAUCAGUUGCUGUGAGAAAUAGCUACUCGUCCCAUAGGUACUCCGAGAAAUGAAUUACGUCACGAUUUUUCUAUAUUUCAUAAAGCUAAAUUCACUUCGCGUAAUUCUCGUCGCGCAACUCGCCGAUAUAUUGCAUUUAUUACACGAUCGAUAAGUUGACUUCGCGAUACCACCUUUCGCAUUCGUCAAGGACGUAACACGAAUAUUGAUACACGAUUCCUGGAAACUUUACAGUAGUUACGUACACGGAGCCAUCCCACGGUUAAAAUACGAUUUCUUCGUAUCGCUGGAGCUACGUUUUAUACAACUCGUCUAUUGUCCGAGAUAAUUAGGAUCGAUACGAUCGUCAGGCUCUUUCGUAACUUGAGCAAACGCUAUUUUCCACUUGAAAUACGAUAAGAUGCUUUUUUUUUUUAUUUUAAUCAUUUCCUGUGCACGCCAGAGUUGCAUCGUUUUGGUUUCGUAUAAAUUAUACGCGUGUACGGAGAGACCUUUUUUUAAAAUUUUACGUUUAUCAGCGAUCAGGAGAGUUUUGUUAAAUUCCGUUUAAUCGGGGACUUUGCGUAUCGGCAUCUAAAGCAUUGCAUUCCUUUUAUCGCGCACCGAAUGUCGAACGAACCGAACUUGGCUCGUAGAUCUACGCAAACCGAUCGGCUGGAUCGAGUUCGAUCAAGGUGAACGAUCGAGUGGUUCGAAGGUCGUCCAUCGUGAUCUAUUGGCUCUCGCUUCGCGCGGAGUGUGUUGUGUAAAUUCUUUGAUAUAUAUAUAUUUUUUUUUUUUAUUAUUUUUAUCGCAAAUACUUUUGUGUGGUCUGAUGCAUAACAGUACCCGCUUCUGUACAUAUUAGAUCUUCGUGCGUCAAGGUCGGUGCAACGAUCGGAAGAAACGAUCAAUACGUCGUUUAAGUACGCAGGAAUGCCGUAACGACUUGUCUCAAGUAAAAAUUAAUAUCGACAGGUGCCGAUAAAUCAUGCGUUCAACGUCGGUUUGCGGUAUUUCUGUCCCGGCUAAAAAUGAAAUUGACGCACCGUUAAUCAAUUUUACCUGUCAAAACACCGCGGGGUACGCGUGCCUGAAAACGAGAGAAGUGUUUCGCCGUGCGAAUCAUUGCACCGGUUCCUUAAAAUGUAUAUAAACAUCCUGCGUAAGGUCCAAAUACACACGUUGUUACGAUUAUUGCACACACGUCCAAUGUUAUUUGUAAGAGUUUAACUUUAAGCAUUACGUUUGGCGACAAGACGACUUAACUGUACGUUAUUCGUCAAAUUACGUUAACCGCGUACAUCUGUGUAUAAAUAUUGUUGUACGUA